Messenger RNA from Phalaenopsis equestris, 1945 nucleotides. Its product is annotated as pentatricopeptide repeat-containing protein At1g09900-like. Lineage: Eukaryota; Viridiplantae; Streptophyta; Magnoliopsida; Asparagales; Orchidaceae. The record is from RefSeq and is a predicted model, not a curated record. The transcript is spliced from 5 exons. Gene Ontology annotation, molecular function: protein binding. The coding region runs from base 1 to 1734 and encodes 577 amino acids.
AUGGCCAUCUGCACAACUUCCCACGACAGGGGCGCCUUGCCGCUUAAGGGCGUGGCUCCUAGGUACCAUUAUCGCGGCACCUUGGUGUCAAACUAUCAAAUCGGUUAUGUAUGCUAUGAUCCUACAACCAUCGAUUGCGCUCGCUUUGCGUUUCCCGGUUACCAAUUCCUUCUUAUGCCCUAUAUCUCAGUUUUGCCGUGUCAUCGUCUUCCCGACACUACCGCCGGCCGUCAAGGCAUCGCCGCCGCCACUUUUACCAGGUGUUCCCCGUCCUCUGAAUACCUCUCACUCUUCCGUUCUUCUGUCUUCUCCUUCUCGCGCCGCAGCAAUCGGCCCUCCUCCCCCUUCCCUUCCUCCUGUCCCCUCUCGCAUUCAAGUACCGUCGCCACUGCCGCUGCCCGCCGCUUCCUCCGCCACCUCUUCCGUCCAUCCACUGUAUCUUACAACGCUUUUAUCAACUCUCUUCUCCUUGCCAACCACACUACUGCUGCUUCUUCAGCCUUCCUCGCGCUUCUUUCCUCCGGUCUACGCCUCACUACCACCUCUUUCACCAUCUUCCUCAAACUCAUCCUCAACUCCACUCGUGCUAGUCGGUUCGAUGAUGCCUAUUCUCUCCUUGACAGAAUGCUCCAUUAUGGUCCGCUACCUGAUGCCAUCACUUACUCUACCUUCAUUGCUGCGCUAUCCCGUGCUGGAAGAAUCUCGGAAGCUGUAGGUAUUCUUGACUUCAUGCUUGAAAAAAAAUGCAGCCCCACACCCCAGGCAUGUACUUCUCUCAUCCAUGGUUAUUGUUCUCAAGGAAAGGUCAAGGAAGCAAAGCACUUUCUGGGUUUGAUUGAAAAUUAUGGGUUUGCUCCAGAUACCUUCAUUUACACAGUACUGAUUGACGCUUUGAGUAGACAUGGUGAAUUUGAUGAGGUAGAAAAGAUUUUGGGUGAGAGCCAGUCGAAGGGUUGGAAGCCAGAUGAGGUCACUUACAACGUUUAUAUGAAUGGUCUUUGUAAAGCUGGAAGGAUUGGCGAAGCAUUUGGACUUUUGAAUGAUAUGAGAUGCAAUGGUCUGCUUCCAAGUUUGGAAACUUUGAAUAUACUCUUCGAUUGUUUGUGCAGAGAUUGUAAGUUACUGGAGGCAAUGAAGAUAUUGGAAAAGAGUUCAGAAUUGGAUUGGCGCCCGGAUAUUGUUUUCUACAACACUAUAAUGAGUAGAUUUCUUGAUCGUGGUUGGUCUACUAAUGUUCUGUUGUUCUUUAGUAAUAUGGUCAAGAAGGGGAUUGAACCAGAUGCAUGUACCCUUACACUGAUAAUUCGGAGUGUGUUUUCAGGCGGAAAGUUUCAGCUGGCUAGAUAUUUGAUCAAUGAAAUUUGGAGUUUUGGUCCUGAUGUUCUAGCAUUCAACACAUUGCUUCAUCAGUUUUACCUAUUUGGAGAAAACAAGGAGGUUAUAAAUCUGUUUUCUGACAUGAUUCAGAAGAACAUGACUCCAAAUAAGUUCACCUACUGUAUUGUGAUUGAUAGUCUUUAUAAGGAAGAAAGGAUUGAAGAGGCUAUUGAGCUUGUACAUGGGACCAUUAGAGAUGAUUUCAUGCAGGAUUUGAUUAGUCGUCUGUUACGUUGGUUGGCUGGUGGUCAGAAGUUGGGGGAAAUUCUAAAGCUGUUUCAAAAAUUGGGGAAGGAUUCUGUGAUAGAUUUUGCAUGUUUCAAUUCAUUAAUUCUAUCAUGUUGCAAGGCAGCAUGACAAUGAGGCAGCUUAUGCUCUAGACAGCUUGAGGUUUAUUACAAAAAUUUACUCAUAUGUUGGAGCUGGCUGCAACUAUUUUGGUAUUUGAACUUAAGAUAGUGACGAAGAAUUGAACUGAUGAAGAACCAUGAUGUGCCAAUUUAAUUUCACCCAAAUAAAGCUAAUGUGGUCGAUAUUUGAUUUAUGCGGUUUUGAUGAUCACUCAGAA